Molecule: messenger RNA, 3768 nt
Organism: Saccostrea cuccullata (small rock oyster)
Lineage: Eukaryota; Metazoa; Mollusca; Bivalvia; Ostreida; Ostreidae
Product: poly [ADP-ribose] polymerase tankyrase-like
Exons: 14
Coding region: 1-3768 (1255 amino acids)
Molecular function (GO): protein binding
Source: RefSeq, a predicted model, not a curated record
AUGGAUUCGGGAGAAUUUUCAAACGAAACAGCGGACUAUGAGAGAAAGAUAACAAGGGCAGUAAUCGAAGGUGAUGUUGAAAAACUCCGAGAGUUAUGCAAUACUUUACCCAGGGAUUUCAACGUUAAUUUCAUAAUCAAGUGUUUGAACACAACAGUACUUAUGAACGCAGUGAUGAUGAACGAUUAUCUUUCAGCAGAAAUUCUUUGUAAGCACGGAGCAGAUGUUAAUCUAGGUACUUAUGACUCUUAUAAAGCAAUUCACUGGGUAUGUGAAAAACAAAACAAUCCACAAAUGUUAAAACUUCUGAUUAAUCAUGGAGCAAAUAUUGAUGAAAAUUGGCUCUACGGAGAAAGGGCUAUUCACUUGGCCCUAAAACACUCGCGAACUGAAAAUGUUGAAGUUUUAUUAGAUGCAGGAGCUGAUAUUUCUGGGUGCAUACGACUUGAUAAUGAGCGGUAUUCGAAUAUAUCAACCCUAUGUUUGGCUGCACUAAAAUGUCCUAACCUUGUUCCCAAGUUUUUGAAACAAGGAGCUGAUCCGAAUGAUGAUCUUUCCACUUGUGGUUCUUCUGUGCUUGGGCUCAUGUUAGAAAACAAUGGAGACAAAGAAACAGUGAAAGCUGUCAUCCAGGCAGGAGCUUGCAUCAGCAAUGGCUGUAGAGGGAAGACUGCCAUCGAGUGCUGUAAAAAUCUAGGCCAAAUAUUUGCUUUUCUUGAGAGUGGAGUUCCAGUGUCGGAAAUUGAAAGCCAGUUAAAGGAUUCGCUAAUAGCUAUGGCUAUCUUGGAAGAUUUUUGCGAAGCGACAGUUUAUGAAAACAUACUGAAGCUGAUAUCAUUCGGAGCUAUUCCAAAUGGUACUGAAACAUUCAAAGACUCGGCACUUAUCCUUUCAAUCAAGAAACAUUUUUGGGAAAUAGUCGAUAUACUAAUAGCUCAAGGAGCGGAUCUUAACCACAAAGGAGAAGGUGGAAAUACAGCUCUACACGUCUGUUGCCAAAAUGUUGCUUUUUUGGACAACUAUAAAGUCAUGAUUACACAAUUGUGCACAGCGGGGGCAGAUGUGAACGUGAUGAACGAUGACAGAUUAACACCUCUGCUAAUUCUAAUGAUGCAAAUGUCUCCCGCUGAAUUUCCUACGAGCAACGAUCGACAUGAAGACAAAAGCCUUAUAAGUUGUCUUUUGAAUUACGGGGCUAAUGUGAAUGUUGUCCUUCCAACCACCUCAGAGUCUACAUUACAUUUUGCUUGCAUGCAAGGGGACUUUGAAACAGCUAAAAUGUUAAUUAAAGCUGGGUAUGACGUCAACAAAUGCGAGACGAAUGGUGAAGCGCCAAUCUUUGCCUUUUUUCCUUUAGAUUCAGCGAGAGAAACAAGUGUUGUAAAUAUGUUGCUGGAAAAUGGCGCUUCUGCGAAUGUGUUGGACAAAGGAGGGACUUCCCUUCUUGAACGUGUUUUUAAACAAUUGAAGUCCACUUAUUCUUCCUUUCGGGAUGAAAUGGAACCUAGAGAAGAUCUAAUAGAAAAAUUAACAUCAAUUUUACUGCAACUUCUUCUGAAUGAAGCUGACCCGAAUCUCGCCACACCAGGCCAGGACUCUGUCUUAAUACAGGCAAUACAGACGCCGGGUAUGGAUGAUGUUGCGAGUGCGUUAGUUGAGGCAGGGGCAGAUGUGUGUCACAUUGGAAGGAACAAGAUGACGACAUUUGAAGCUUGCUGUCUGAAUGAUGAAAUAGAAAACCUCGGUGAAAAUCAGCUUCGUAUACUCUCGCUUAUAAUUGAAGCAAAUUUUCCCCUAAAUGAGCCAUUAAGCGAUGGCAGAUAUCCACUUCAAUUAGUUAUGGAUUAUACGAAUACAGACGCUAUUAUACAAGAUAUGCUGAGUAAAGGAGCAGAUCCCAACAAAUACAAAGAAGGGGGUGAACCUCCUUUAGUGCUUUCCCUAUAUCGGAAUCCUUCUGUUACCUAUGCUUUGAUAGAAGCUGGCGCAGAUACGUCUGUCAAAAGCAAUGAGGGCAUUUCCGUCAUUAAAUUGUUUUGUGAAAAGGUAUUUUAUGAUGAGCAGUACUGCUGUCUGCCGAAUUCGCAAUCUACACGACUCAUUAUUGAUCAUUUCGAGUUUGCUAAGAGUAAAGUGGAGUUGGAGCAAAGGACAAAUUUAGCUGAGGACACCACAAAACGUACACCUAUGGAAACAACCUCUGGAGAAAUGAAGCCGUUCUCGGGCAAAGAAAAGAUUUUAACAAAGAAAAGAUCUCAGAAAUUAUCUGAACAGCAAAGAAAAUGUGAAUCGAACAUAUGCUGUGAAAUCAUCAAGAUACUGAUCGAAAAAAACAACGAAAAUGUGAACAUCAAAACGCCCUGUGGACUUGCUCCACUGUGUGUCGCUGUUAAGCUUGGAAGUCAUUCGCUAAUCGAUUACCUUCUUGAAAAGAAAGCAGACCCUAACUGCAUGAAACUAAUGAAUGAAUCUCUACUAUUCUUUGCUUUGAUUCGUGGAAAUGAAGACAUAAUCAAAGGGCUAAUUAAAGCAGGGGCAAACGUUAAUCACUGCACGGUGCUUCCAGGUACUGGUGAAAAACAGUCGUUGCUAAAUAGAUUUCUGGAUGAGAACGGAGAAUUCUCUAAGGCAAGCAACUUAGUAAAUCUUGUUCAAAUUUUGAUUGAAAAUGGUGCCUCCGUCAACGAAUGUGAAGAGGGAUUCGCUUCACCUCUGAUAAAAGCUGUCAGACUUUCGUCAUUUGAACUUGUGGAUUUGUUACUCCGACAAGGAGCAAACGUUAAUCACCAUGGAAAGAACGGAUUUACAGCAUUACAUGAAUGUUGUAUCAAGGGUAAAUUUGAAGUAGAGGACCCUAACACAGAAAUCUUCAAUCUCCUAUUAGGAGCAGGAGCCUCAGUGAACAGCCAAGCAAGCAGUGUGAACACACCAGUGACUACUUGUAAGCUAUUCAGUAUGAUUUUAGGUUCAACUACAUUAAAAAGAAAAAAGAAAGGAGAAAUUCUGGAGCUUCUGCUUAAAAGUGUGACGGAUAUUAAUGUUUUAAACCACGAAGGAUACACUCCUCUAAACCUAAUGAUAAAGGAAAAGACAAAUUUGAAUGUGGAAGAUGUUCAGGACUUACUUAUGCAAAAAGCUGGUCCAAAUAUAUGCCUCAAAGGAUGCAAUUCUCCGUUGAUAAAUUCACUUUUGAGAUGUAAACUGGACGUUGCUUCUUAUUUAUUGAAAGCUGGCGGGGAUGUAAAGCAUGAAGGAAAAUCUGGUUUGACUGCUCUUCAUGCCGUUUUAAACUUGGAGCUUACUAGCGGAUACAUCACAGGGCGAAUAGAGAUGAUUCAGAAACUUUUGGCAGCUGGUUCUGAUGUGAAUAAACGAGAAUUGGAAGGCAACACAGGAUUAAUGUUUUGUUUGAAAUCAUCGUGCAAGCGAAGAAAAGAUGAAGUACUGCCAGUGAUCGAAUUCCUUUUGGAAGCUGGGGCAGAUCCUAAUAUCAGUGAUAUCUCCGGCGGACGGCCACUGGAAAUUAUUAUUAAAUCAUUAUCGAAGAGCAGGAAUGAAACGAAGAUUCAAGAAUUAGUCGAAAUGAUGUUUUUGUAUGGGGCAAAAUGCAACGAAUAUGAAAAAGGACAAGACUCUGUUUUACAUAUGGCUGUAUCCAACGGACUUCAAGGCGUUGUUCAGAUCUUGGUCAAUAGAGGUGCAGAUGUAAAUCAUAGGGGAAAGCAUCAACAGAUUCCACUUCAUCGUUAUUUCUCGUCAGGUAUUUAA